AAUAAAAAAAAUUAUUGAAGCUUUUUUUUUUUCUUUAAUCUAAAAAAUACAGCAUUUUUCUUACAAGAGCUUUUUUUUUUUUAGACUGGAUUUUGUUGAUUGAUAAGGUCAUCAAAAAUCAAACUGCGCAAGCUUAAAUCGCAGCCAUUUUUACCCUUCAUUCCUGCUACUAAAAAUUACCGAAAAAAAAAAAAAUCAUUAUCAAUAAAAGUUAUCAAAUAACUGCUUUAAAUUUUGAUUAGCUUUUAUAUUUUUCGAGUCAUGAAUUGAGUUGAUUUAAAUAGAAAAAAAAAAAGCACAGUUGAUUAGUUUUGUCUUUAGAAAUAUUAUUAUCAAUCAACCCUGUUAUUACCACCCCCUUGGGAGGGUUAAAUAAUAAGGGAGGAUAGUUCAAAGCAAAAAUCCUAGACGUCGGUCAAAGUCAGUCUCGGUGUAGCUAUAACACUAUACACAACGAUAUUCGUGAAUGUUUCACUCGAGAGAAGUAAAUUAUAGAGUACGUCAAAGUCAUCCGCAUAGACGUAAAUGUCAGGAGGAUAUUUCUGAGGACCUGCAUACAAAUUACCACCUCGAUUUACCAGUUAAAAAUUAUUACUAUGGCGGUUCGAAUAUUGGAUGAUAAUCACCUGGCAAUAAGUGCAAUUGUAACAGUUUGUAUGCAAUUAUUUUUUUUUGUCAUUGCUGCAACAUUUCAAAUGGAUAAAUUAACUGAUUUUGCUGGUGGUAUGAAUUUUAUUAUUCUCGCAUUAUUGACAUUUUUUCUUGGAGCUCAUGGAAAGACAUACGACAGUAGAAAAUUAAUGGUGACAUUUAUGGUGUGCAUAUGGGGAGUAAGAUUAUCAGCUUAUUUAUUGUACAGAAUUUUAAAAAUUGGAAGAGAUAAAAGAUUUGAUGAUCGUCGUAGUAAUACAAUUCGAUUUGCUGUAUUUUGGACAUUUCAAGCUGUUUGGGUUUAUGUUGUUAGUUUACCAGUAAUAUUUAUAAAUUCACCACGACAUAAACUUCCAUUUGUACCAAAAACAAUGACAAAUUUAGACAGUGCUGGAACUGGAAUGUUUAUUGUUGGUAUAUUAGCUGAGACAUAUGCUGAUUUACAAAAAUUUGCAUUUAGACAAGAUCCAGUUAAUAAUGGUAAAUGGUGUGAUGAUGGUCUUUGGAAGCUUUCAAGACAUCCAAAUUAUUUUGGUGAAAUUGUUAUUUGGUGGGGUAUAUUUGUUAUAUCAUUAAAUGUACUUGAAGGACCAGAAAUGAUUGCAAUUGCUUCACCAAUAUUUACAACAAUUAUUAUUUUAUUUUUAUCGGGAAUGCCAUUAUUGGAAAAAGCUUCUGAUGAACGAUAUCGAGAUUAUGCUGAAUAUAGACAGUAUAAAAAUUCAACUUCUCCAUUGAUACCAAUUCCACCAGCAGUAUAUUCAGAAGUACCAUGGUUUUUAAAAUUUAUAUGUUGCUGUGAAUUUCCACUUUAUAAUUCACUUGAUGUUAAACCAAGAUCAGCUGUCACUGAAUCAACUUCAAUCAGCCUCGCAGCUUCCACGUAGCUAUAAAUUCACGUCGGGUAUUCGACUUUUGAAUCCCGUCGUGAAGAUUUAUUCAAUCAUAAAGCAUUAUAAAUUUUUAUUUCAAUUAUUAUUUGCUUUUGUUAAUGAUAAUUAUUUUUUAUAUUUUAUUUGCAUAUUAUAUAUUUUAUAAAAAUUUACAUGCACAUUUUAAGUUUUUUUUUAUCAUAGACGUUGUCCAAUCAGCACUUUGAUAGUGAAGCUAGUCCAAGAUACUUUAAAAAUAAAUAAAAAAAUCAAGCUAUUUUUGCUAAAGUUUGAAAAAAUAAAUGUACAUAGAAUUUAUUUUUUUAUUUAAUUGCAAAUAUAUAUUUUUUUUUUUUUUUGUUUUUUCAAGUUAACAACAUAGCACACUAUUUUUUAUUUAAAAAAUUUUUUUUUUGUUUUAAUUUAAAUUUAGAUUAAAAGAAAAUGACAUUUCAAGAGAAAAAUUUAUACAAUGAAAUAAAUGAAAUUCAUUGACUUUAAGCAAGGGGUUUAAUGAAUGCUAUUUUAUGAAUAAAAAUUCUUUUCGAUAUUUGGGUAA
Aphidius gifuensis is the source of this 2082-nucleotide messenger RNA. RefSeq lists its product as uncharacterized. The coding region runs from base 597 to 1538 and encodes 313 amino acids. Lineage: Eukaryota; Metazoa; Arthropoda; Insecta; Hymenoptera; Braconidae. Gene Ontology annotation, molecular function: oxidoreductase activity, acting on the CH-CH group of donors. The transcript has 6 exons. Gene Ontology annotation, biological process: lipid metabolic process. Gene Ontology annotation, cellular component: membrane. The record is from RefSeq and is a predicted model, not a curated record.